Molecule: messenger RNA, 3037 nt
Organism: Dipodomys ordii (Ord's kangaroo rat)
Lineage: Eukaryota; Metazoa; Chordata; Mammalia; Rodentia; Heteromyidae
Product: TRPM8 channel-associated factor 2-like
Exons: 8
Coding region: 76-2835 (919 amino acids)
Biological process (GO): negative regulation of anion channel activity
Source: RefSeq, a predicted model, not a curated record
UCCGCUGCCGUCCGCAGCGCCUGUCCGCACCGCGAGUCCGCGGGGAUCCCAGCACUCAGGACUAUUGCCAAAACCAUGGCAACAUCUCCUGCUGCGGCUUUUGAGACUCUCAUGAAUGGAGUGAAGAGCUGGGACCUCCCCAGAGGGCCCAUUCCCAGUGAGCUCCUUCUUACUGGGGAGGCUGCCUUCCCCGUGAUGGUGAAUGACAAGGGCCAGGUGCUUAUUGCUGCGUCCUCCUAUGGCCGGGGCCGCCUGGUGGUUGUCUCCCACGAGGGCUACCUGUGUCAUUCUGGAUUGGCUCCCUUUCUUCUUAAUGCCGUAGGCUGGCUCCGGCCUUCUCCGGGAGCCCCUGUAACAGUGCAUCCGUCCCUGGCAUCACUAGCAAGCCUUUUGCAGGCCUCUGGCAUCGAGACACAAAUUGGGCCACAACCCGGAGAGCCCUUAGGAGUUUACUGCACCAAUGCCUACAGUGACACCUUGCCUGAGAAACUGGUCCAGUUUAUGAAACGUGGAGGCGGCGUGCUCACUGGGGGCCAAGCCUGGUAUUGGGCCAGUCAGCACGGCCGUGACAAGGUGCUGUCCACGUUCCCUGGGAACCAGCUGACCGGCGUGGCAGGCGUGUACUUCACUGACGUCUAUGGUGAUGUAGGCCGUUUCAAGGUCUCUAAGAAGGUGCCAAAGAUUCCACUCCAUGUCAGGUGCGGGGUGGAACUCAGACAGGACCAGCAGCAGCUCUUGGCGGGGAUCUCUGAGCUGGACAUCAAGACAGGGGGGGUCCCCUCACAGCUGCUGGUCCACGGGGCCCUGGCCUUCCCUGUGGGACUCGAUGCCUCCCUCGGCUGCUUCCUGGCAGCUGCCCGCCAUGGCCGUGGGCGAGUGGUCGUGGCUGCUCACGAAGGCCUGCUCUGUGCUCCCAAGAUGAGACCUUUUUUGCUCAAUGCUGUUCACUGGUUGGCCAGAGGCCAGAAGGGCAAAGUUGGGGUGAAUACAAGUCUUACAAAGCUGCACUCAUUGCUUGUGGAGCAGGACCUGGAAUGCACCCUGGAGUCCCAGCUAACCAAAGACCUGUGUGUCUAUUGCUGUGUGGCUUACAGUGACCGGGAGGCCAAGAAGAUCCAUGAGUUUGUGGCUGAGGGCGGGGGGUUGCUGAUAGGUGGGCAGGCCUGGUGGUGGGCUUCCCAGAACCCAGGCCGCAACCCCUUGGCUGGCUUCCCUGGAAAUGUCAUCCUCAACUGCUUUGGCCUCAGCAUCCUACCUCAGACCCUCAGCCCGGGCUGCUUCCCUGCCCCUACUCCAGACAUGCAGAGCUACCACCUCCGCAAGGCGCUGUCUGAGUUCCAGGCAGUGUUGAACCAUGGCGGGGAAACUAUGGAAAAAAGCCAUCUGGCGAAGCUGGGGGUAGAUGGCGCGGCCUUCCUUCAGAUUCCUGCAGAGGGCCUUCCCGCCUAUAUAUCCCUACACAGGCUGCUCAGGAAGAUGCUCACACAGGCUGGCCUCCCAGCUGUGAGCAAGAACAAUCCAGUAGCCAGAGGCUCCCAUGAGGCCACCAUGCUCUGUCUGGCCACAGAGUUGGCACACUCAGGGACUGAUUGCUCCCAGCUGGCUCAGCGCCUUGGCAAUCGGACCUGCUCCUCCACGCUGCCCCCAUCAGACCAUCCCAUCGCCCUGGAGAUCAAUGGAAACAACCCAGGCGACGGUGAAGCCUGGGUGAGCACGGGGCUCUAUGUCCUAGAAGGGCAAAGUGCAGAGGUCUCCUUGCCGGAAGCGGCUGCCUCUGCUGGCCUGAAGGUACAGAUUGGCUGCCACACCGACGACCUGACCAACGCCAGCCAGCUGUCUCGGGCCCCCGUGGUCACUCACCAGUGCUGCAUGGACAGGCCCCAGCGGUCUGUCUCCUGUCUAUGGGGUGGCCUCCUGUACAUCGUCGUGCCCAAGCACAGCCAACUUGGCCUGGUACCCGUCACCAUCAGGAGGGCAGUGCCUGCCCCCUACUACAAGCUGGGUAAGACGACCCGGGAGGAAUGGAGGCGGAAUGUCAAGGAGAAUGCGGCCCCUUGGGGAGAGCUGGCCACAGACAACAUCAUCCUGACAGUGCCAACCACACACCUCCAGGCCCUGGAGGACCCCGAGCCUCUGCUCCGGCUCUGGGAUCAGAUGAUGCAGGCCAUAGCCAGGCUGGCAGCCCAGCCCUUCCCUUUCUGCAGACCUGAGAGGAUUGUGGCUGACGUGCAGAUCUCCGCUGGCUGGAUGCACUCGGGGUACCCCAUCAUGUGCCACCUGGAGUCGGUGCAGGAGCUCCUCCACGAGCCGAGCAUGAAAAGCAGAGGUCUGUGGGGACCCAUCCACGAGUUGGGCCACAACCAGCAGCGCCAUGCGUGGGAGUUCCCCCCGCACACCACCGAGGCCACCUGCAACCUGUGGUCAGUGUACGUGCAUGAGACCGUCCUGGGCAUCCCCCGGGCACUGGCCCACUGCGCCCUGAGACCAGCCGAGAGAGAGAAGAGAAUCAAAGCAUACCGGAGCAAAGGCGCGCCGCUGCAAGACUGGAAUGUGUGGACGGCUUUGGAGACAUACCUGCAGCUCCAGGAGACCUUUGGUUGGGAGCCAUUCACCCAGCUUUUUGCCGACUACCAGACUUUCUCUGGGCUCCCCAAAGACAACACGAGCAAGAUGAAUCUCUGGGUGAAGAAGUUCUCUGAAAAAGUACAGAAGAAUCUGGUCCCCUUCUUUCAAGCCUGGGGCUGGCCUGUGCAGAAGGAAGUGGCCAAUAGUCUGGCCUGCCUGCCUUGUUGGUUGGAGCACCCCAUGACCGUGUACAUGGAUACCAAGGAGUAAAAGACAUGGAGCAGAUAGGGCAGGAGAUGGAAAACGAUCCCACUGUGAUCCGGCCUGCCGCACUCGGUGCCUUGAAGCAUUUCUCUCAGCCGAAUUAAUUGCGUGUCUUGACAGUCAUUCCAUGAGGAAGUCUCAUGAGGACAGCUGAUCUGGAGAAUGUGCUCUUAGGACUCCCCUCAUCUCAUUCUUCUCUACCACAGGG